CACCAGAAAAACCGCGAGAAGUGAAGCAAGGAACCUGCCUUCCCUUUCUUUGCUACGACUGAAAAAUGGAGGCUUUAAUGCAAUGUUAUGGGGAUGGAUCUUCUGAUUCAGAUUCUGAAUCUUCUCCUUCCAAUCCAACCUUAGCUUAUGCAGAAAGACGCGAGCCCUUGCCACACUGGGCAACAAACAUUCGUGAACCACUUCACAAAGCAUGCGUCCAGCCCUUGCCACCACCUCCUAUUGCGCUCCUUCAUCCUCCAAAUUUUCUUGGGCCUCAAGAUAUUCAGAUACGCCAGACAACUAAAGUUAGGAGCUUCCCUCAUGUUGAUGGUAACUAUGCCUUACAUGUAUACAUACCAAGUGCAGUGACUUUGGACUCAGACUGCAAUUGUUCUGUUUCAGUUAAUAUUUCAUCUUCAUCGAAAAAAGAAGUAGCCGCUUUCUUGAAGAAAAUCUCAUCUCUGCAUCCAAGUCUUUGUGCUGUUGAUGUUGAUGUCCCACUUAACGUCCUCUGUAAAAAUGACGAGAAGCUUGAACAAGUUUUACUAGGAAGGGAGUUUCACAUAAGUUUGGGAAGAACUGUUCCAAUACGAGUACAUCAGAUUGACUCAGUGGUCUCAAUGCUAAAGCAGAAGCUUCAGACGCAACCCUUCUACUGGAUCAACUUUGACAAAUGGGAGGUUUUUGUUAAUGAUGAUCGCACACGCACCUUCCUCUCAGUCGAGGUUGUUCACGGUGGGCUUGUAGAGCUGCAGCUAGUUUGGGUCAAGUUUAUAAAGCUCGUUUGAAGAACUCGGGUAAACUUGUGGCCAUCAAGGUUCAACAUCCUAGCAUCGAGGAAGCUAUAGGAUUGGACUUCUACCUAAUGUAGACAUAAUCACCACCGAUGUUGUUGCUCUGAUUGAUGAAUUUGAACGCAGAGUUUUUCAAGAGCUCAACUAUGUCCAGGAGGGACAAAAUGCAAGGAGGUUCAAAAAGUUGUUGCCGUUCCGGUAAAAUCGGAGGCUAUGUUCAAAUAUUAAAAAUGACCCUUAUGGAAAACAAGAUUUUUUAAGCAAUAGUAAUCAUUUUCAUUCAAAAAAAAA
Medicago truncatula (barrel medic) is the source of this 1085-nucleotide messenger RNA. Its product is annotated as U6 snRNA phosphodiesterase. NCBI's taxonomy places the organism in Eukaryota, Viridiplantae, Streptophyta, Magnoliopsida, Fabales, Fabaceae. Gene Ontology annotation, cellular component: nucleus. Bases 66 to 788 code for a protein of 240 amino acids. Gene Ontology annotation, biological process: U6 snRNA 3'-end processing. The transcript has 7 exons. The record is from RefSeq and is a predicted model, not a curated record. Gene Ontology annotation, molecular function: 3'-5'-RNA exonuclease activity.